Molecule: messenger RNA, 3053 nt
Organism: Myotis daubentonii (Daubenton's bat)
Lineage: Eukaryota; Metazoa; Chordata; Mammalia; Chiroptera; Vespertilionidae
Gene: MYOZ3
Product: myozenin 3
Cellular component (GO): Z disc; actin cytoskeleton
Molecular function (GO): actin binding; FATZ binding; telethonin binding
Source: RefSeq, a predicted model, not a curated record
GAGAGAUAGGGAACAACAUAAAAACUCCAGGCCAUAAGAGAUGUCACUGAGUUGAAGUCCUGGCUCUAUCAUCUACUAGCUAGGUGACCCAGGGUAAACCCACUCCUUUUCUCUUUAGGCCUCAGCUUCCCUAUCUGUGUAAUGAGUGAGCUGGGCUAGCUGAUGUCUCAGGGUGGUAUGGCCCAGGCCCUGACCACAAGGCACUGUCACUGGAGUGUGCAGGGCCAAGCUGGGCAGGGCUCAGUGCUCUGGGCUGCUUCCUCAGAAGCAGGUCAGAGCUCCAGGCAAGAGCAGGAGGUAAUGUUCAAGUCCAGAGUAUCCUAGUGAGAGCAGGACAAACCAUUAGGAGUGCUCCUCUCCUGAUGGGGGCAUCCUUUGCCCGAAGAAGGGAGCUGUGGCCCCACUCCCAGGUGAGGCCAUGCUUGCCCUAGGAACAUUCUUCACCUUCCUAUCUGGAUGCUCAGGCCCUGCAGAGGCUGAGCAGAGGAACCCAAGUGGAAGGAAGCCGCGCCCAGGCCAUCCACAGCAAAGUCCAGGCUCUUCCUAAGAAGGUUGUCAGAAAUACGUCCUUAGACAGUGUCUGUCACCAGACCCUGUGCAACCUUGCUGCUCCCACCCUUCCAUGGGAGUAGUUGGUAUGCCUCUCCCCCAAUCUUUAUUUUUAGCUGGAAUGCAGUAUCCCCCCUGCCCAAUCUGCUCCUCCUAUUACCUUCCUUAGUCACCUAAGCCAGACACCGGAGUGGUCCUCUCCUCACCUCCCACAUUCAAUCUCUCACAAGGACCUAGUGAUUCACCAAAUACCCCUCAAAUCCCUCUCCUCCUAUGGAUGCCUUCUGUCACUGCCCAUUAAGCCACCCAUCCCUCCCCUAACCAUAGUGAAGGCCUGCCUCCAGUAUGACCCCUUCCCUGCCCCCCCGCCCCAUUUUCCAUAUGGCAGCCAGAGACAUCUUUGGAAAAAUGCCAAUCUGACCACUCCAUCCCACCACUUUAAACUCUUCACGGCUCUUUAUAAAGCACACUUGCCUGUUGAAAAGCUUGCUGUGAUCUGGCCCCUGCCCACCUGUCUGGCCUCAUCUCUCAGCACUGCCCCACCCCCCAGUUCUGGCUUUACUUGCGGACCUCCUACCAUCUUUAUACAUGACCCGGCCUCUGCCUGCAAUUCCUGUGCCCUCUCUCUGCCCAGUGAACUCCCACUCAGCCUUCAAGGCCCAGCUCAAAUGUCUCUUCCUCUGGGAAGCCUUCCCCACCCCCAGGCUGAGCUGAUGGCACCCUCCCCUGGGUCCUCCCAGAGCAUUUCCCAUGAUGCGUCUCAAGGGCUUAUUUACGGGCCUGACUUGGGCCUGGCUGAGCUCCUUGAGCACGGAGUCCUGCCUUAGUUAUUUACAGUCCAUAGAGGCUCAGAGAAUGUGAGAAGGUGGAGGGAGAGAAGAAGGAGGAGGCAGAAAGAAGAAGAGAAGGCAGGAAAGAAAGAAUAAGUCAAAGAUACUGAAGGACAAUUCAUCCAUCUACCUAUCCAUCCAUCCAUCCAUGCAUCCAUCCAUCCAUCCAUCCAACAAAUAUCUAUGGUAAUCCUAUCAGGCUCCAUUCUAGGCACUAAGGAUACAAUUAGCAAGCUCAAGUGACCGGAGACUGGCUCUCAGCAUUUCCAGGUGACUUUGGUGUGUGCAUAUGAACGUUUGUGUGUUCGUGUGUGCAAAGCCUUCUGUCGGCAAGGGCCUGCUGCUGGGGCACCUGUCUUCCCUGGGGCCUGGUGCUUUUAGCAUCUGUCCCUGGAUCCUGUUGCAGCCCGAAAUAAGGCUGUGAGCCACAACAAGGCAGGAACAAUUCUCGUCAGCUGAAGCCAGAGCUGGCUGCAGGGCACACUCAGCUCUCUGCCUGCCCGACGGCUGCACGGACACUGACCACCCAACUCUCAGCUCCCCAACAGAGGUGUUAAUCUUGAGGGUCUGAUAUUCUCUCUGCCCACGGUGGUCCCAGCGCUCAGGAUGAUCCCCAAGGAGCAGAAGGAGCCAGUGAUGGCUGCCGUGGGGGACCAAGCUGGACCAGUCCCUUUGCUGGACCUGGGCAAGAAGCUGAGCACGCCCCAGGACUUAAUGAUGGAGGAGCUAUCGCUACGCAACAACCGAGGAUCCCUCCUCUUCCAGAAGAGACAGCGCCGUGUGCAGAAAUUCACCUUUGAGCUUGCUGCCAGCCAGCGGGAGGUUGCCAACAGCCUGGAGUUGCAGAACUGCCACUCAGAGCUCCACAUCUUCCCAGCCGGGGACCCUGAGGAUGCCCAGCCUGAAGCUUCCCGGGCGAAGCGCGCCCCUAGCCCCAGCGCCCUGGCCCCAGGCUAUGCCGAGCCACUCAAGAGCAUCCCGCCAGAGAAGUUCAACCACACGGUCAUCCCCAAGGGCUACCACUGCCCGUGGCAGGAGUUUGUCAGCUACCGGGACUACCAGAGCAAUGGCCGAAGUCACACCCCCAGCCCUGCACAGUAUCGAAAUUUCAACAAGACCCCCGUGCCGUUUGGAGGACCCCUGGUGGGGGAGACCACGUCCAGGACAGGCACCCCCUUCCUCCCAGAGCUCACCAGUGGCUUGGAACUCCUCCGCCUCAGACCCAAUUUCAACAGAGUGGCCCAGGGCUGGGUCCGCAACCUCCCAGAGUCUGAGGACCUGUAGCCCCAGCCUUCAGUCCCCGGUCUCAGAGUUUGGGGAACACCAGGAGCCGAGAUUUGUGGACUGCACUUCACAGUUUACAAAGGGCCUUCACACACAAAACCUAUUGCAAAUGGCCUCAAAGGUCACGAAGUUCGGUAGUUCACAGAUAAUGGGGUUUAGAAAGUUUUUCCUUUUACUGAGAUGCAGUUGUCUUUAUUCAUGCUCUAACAUUUACUAAGCACCUACUAUGUGCUAGACAUUGUGACAGCUCCAUGCAGAGGAGUCUGGUCCCUGACCUAGAGUAGGAAAAGAUAGUAGGGAAGACAGAAUUGUAAAGCAGUAAAUUAUCUUAAUUUUUCCUAAAGCACCUGCAAAACAAAAUGUAGUGAGGCAGCGGAGGGCAUCUCGAAC